Molecule: messenger RNA, 830 nt
Organism: Aspergillus alliaceus
Lineage: Eukaryota; Fungi; Ascomycota; Eurotiomycetes; Eurotiales; Aspergillaceae
Exons: 2
Coding region: 249-737 (162 amino acids)
Source: RefSeq, a predicted model, not a curated record
GGAGGUUGAAUGUGUCAACGUUCAAUUGACAGGUUCAUGUUCGAAUAAAAGUUGGGAAAGGUGAAUUAGCCAUUCACACGAAAGGUUGUAUCUAAACAUUUCUGCUGGACAAUACCGCCUAGGCGUACCUUCUCCUGUAUACCUCUGGGCAUUCGUCCUUCUCUUUCCCUAUAAUUUGUCACAUAAGGGACUUUCCCAUGCGAUGAAGUGCGAUAUUUAAGUCAAAGACAACAUUCCGAAGUGCAUCAAUGUCUUGGGUUUCCGCGAUCACGGCAGCCUUGCAAUGGAUACUUCUCUAUCCUAUCACCAAUCUUUUAUACUAUGGAUAUGGAUUACUACAACUCUUGGCAACGCCAUUGGUGAAAUUGGGACAGUUCGCUCUUCGUGGUGCCCUUCUACCCUUCAAUAUAUUAUUGAAAUUUGAGGCUUUCCUCACCUUUGUCUCAGCAGCCGUUCUUACAGGCAUAAUACUGGGAUUGUCACUGUACUAUACGACUUCCUUAACUGUGGAAGUUUUGAAUCAAUCUCUGAGCAUCUUACGUCGCCAACCUCAAGACCAUCGGGUUCACAGUAUCAAGGGGCCUAAGACAAAAGCUCUGAAGAGAAGAUAUAGCUUGCCCAACGACUAUUUGACCGGUAGCAGUAGUAGACCAAUCCAUAAGGGGGGGCUUUUAUCAUCCACAAUUUUGGAGGAAGAAGAAUCCAACCCGGAUUCUAAUGGGGAUCUCUACGGUUGAUGAUGACGGGGCAAGAGACUCUAUGUUGUACAUGUUGUACAGAAUUAUAGUAUUAUAUUGCCUAUCGAUGACUAGGAUUGAAUUCUGGUGUCC